UUUCAUUGCAUAUAAUUACUAUAAUUUCUAAGUUAUUUUUUAAAUUAAUGUUUAUAAAUAAUGCAUAAAUACAGUGACAGCUGCAAAAUGAAAUAUUUAGUUGCUUAAAUUUUCUUAAAUAUUUAUUUUCUUAAAUUAAAUGUUUAUUAGUAUGAAUUUCCUUAAUAACGCAAUGUUGGAAAAAAAUUAUUUUUUUUAAAGUACAUUUCUGACGUUCGAAACUAACCUCUAUACGAAUGAAAGACACAUCUGUUUUUUUUUCAAUAAUAAAAUUAGACCUUAUUUUUUUAAUUGAUCGUGAAUCAUGAUUAAAGCUAUUUUAGUAUUUAACAAUCAUGGGAAGCCUAGACUUUCUAAAUUUUAUCAAUACUUCAAUGAGGAUAUGCAACAACAGAUAAUAAAAGAAACAUUUCAAUUAGUUUCGAAGAGAGAUGAUAAUGUUUGUAAUUUUCUAGAAGGUGGAAGUUUAAUUGGUGGAUCCGAUUAUAAGUUGAUUUAUCGGCAUUAUGCUACAUUAUAUUUUGUAUUCUGUGUUGAUAGUUCAGAAUCAGAAUUGGGAAUCUUAGAUUUGAUACAAGUUUUUGUUGAAACAUUGGAUAAAUGUUUUGAAAAUGUAUGUGAACUCGACCUUAUCUUUCAUGUAGACAAAGUUCAUUAUAUUCUCAAUGAAUUAGUGAUGGGUGGAAUGGUUUUAGAAACCAAUAUGACUGAAAUACUUACAAGAAUUGAAGAUCAAAAUAAAUUGGAAAAACAGGAGGCAGGAAUCACAGCAGCGCCGGCGCGUGCUGUUUCUGCUGUCAAGAAUAUGAACAUACCACAACAGAUAAAGGAUAUGAAGUUGCCUGAUUUACCACAAGCUAUAAAAGAUCUCAAAUUCUGACCAGCCGUUACUUCGUUGGCUCCAAGCUGACUGAUUUCAACCACAAUCCCAAAUGCAAGUGAUACUACAAGGGUUUUUUUCCCCUCUCUUCAAGUGAAUGAGAAUGCACCAAUACUGUCCACAAAUUCUUCAUAUAUUUCAUCUCAACAGUAUCAGAGUUAAAAAAUGAAGAUUCCCAAAGAAGAGGAUUUGUACAAUGAAAUUUGAAAAAUUGUAUCUGUAUCUAAACAUAAGGAUCUCUGGAGUGUUGGAAGUAUUAAAUUCAAUACAUGAAAGAAGGUAAAAAUUUAUAAAUUUAAAAAUACUGAUACUAUAUUUUAUAGAGAUUGUAUUAUCAUACCUAGUGUAAUAUUAUGAAAUUGCAUUUUCACUAUUAUACCUAAAGUAGUAUAUUUAAUGUUAACUCAUUACUGAACACUUCCAUUCUAUUAUUUUCAAAGAUAGUAUUAAAUGAUAAUGUUAUAUUGUUGUAUCAAACAAAGGUGUAAUAAAUAUUGCAAUAAUAUAUA
Bombus pyrosoma is the source of this 1389-nucleotide messenger RNA. It is a transcript of the gene or, whose product is annotated as AP-3 complex subunit sigma-2. Lineage: Eukaryota; Metazoa; Arthropoda; Insecta; Hymenoptera; Apidae. Bases 305 to 880 code for a protein of 191 amino acids. Gene Ontology annotation, biological process: Golgi to vacuole transport; intracellular protein transport. The record is from RefSeq and is a predicted model, not a curated record. Gene Ontology annotation, cellular component: AP-3 adaptor complex; membrane coat; intracellular membrane-bounded organelle. The transcript is spliced from 3 exons.